Vigna angularis (adzuki bean) is the source of this 4361-nucleotide messenger RNA. RefSeq names its product probable apyrase 7. Gene Ontology annotation, biological process: nucleoside diphosphate catabolic process. Gene Ontology annotation, cellular component: membrane. The transcript has 2 exons. The record is from RefSeq and is a predicted model, not a curated record. Gene Ontology annotation, molecular function: nucleoside diphosphate phosphatase activity. NCBI's taxonomy places the organism in Eukaryota, Viridiplantae, Streptophyta, Magnoliopsida, Fabales, Fabaceae. The coding region runs from base 351 to 2030 and encodes 559 amino acids.
AAAAUGUGAUUUAUGGUUUAGAAUUUCCAAAUAUCGUGAAAAAACCAAAACCUUCCCAGGAUCGAGUCACGGAGCAAUCUCAAAAGAAAAUAGAUUUGAAAGUUGCGGAGUAUCGUGAUCAUAGCCACUUCAGUAGCAGUUUAUGAGUUUUCCAAAUUCCAUCAGAUAAUUUCGGAUCAAGCUACAGCAACUCUACAGCCACAGCUCUGGUAAAUUCAUCUUCUAUUAUACUCAGUAGUAGCUACAAUUAGUGAAGUAGAUCUCAUCUCAACCAAGUACGCGUUUUCCUCAACCCGAUUUUGGAACUCGAUUAAAAGGGGUUUUCAUAUGACAAUUACAUCAUUUUUCUAAUGGAAGUCCCCAAAUCCCCUUCCAAAUGCAAACGAAUCGCCAAACACAAAUGGCUUAUAAAAUUCGGUUUAGUAAUUUUGGUGAUGCUGCUAUUAUUUCUAGGUUUUUAUCUUGAGUCAGAAACUGGAAAACUCAAUGCGUCGUCGUAUUACACCGUGGUUGUGGAUUGUGGAAGCACUGGGACACGGGUGAAUGUGUAUGAGUGGAUGGUAGGGGUGAAAGGAGCAAGCAAAGGGAACUUGCCAGUGUUGCUGCACUCCUAUCCUGAUAAUACAACCAGGAGGAGUUCACUUUGGAAAGGUUCUUGUCAAUAUCACUGUAUGCAAACUGAACCCGGGUUACACAACUUUGUUAAUGAUUCUUUAGGAGUGAGACAGGCUUUGGAGCCCUUGAUUGUGUGGGCGGAGCAAGUGGUGCCGCGAGAAAUGCGCGGCAGUACUCCUGCUUUUGUCUUGGCUACUGCUGGGUUGAGGGGGCUCACCUUGGAGGACGCUGAUAGGGUAUUGGGAGAUAUUGAGGCUGUUGUGAAAGGCCAUAGCUUUAUGAUGAGCAAGAGCUGGAUAAGGGUUUUGAGUGGGAAGGAGGAAGCUUAUUAUGGCUGGGUGGCUUUGAACUACAAAAUAGGCACCUUUGAUGAUAACUAUCCCAACUCUCCCACUUUGGGACUUGUUGAUAUUGGGGGCUCGUCGUUGCAGAUUGUGGCAGAGAUAGAUGUUGCUGUUGAUGAUGUGCAUGUGAUGAAAUCAAGGCUCGGAUCAACGGAACAUCGGAUUAUGGCAUAUUCAUUGCCUGCGUUUGGCCUAAAUGAAGCGUUUGAUAGGACAGUUCUUAGGCUCAGAAACAAUCAAAGUGAGGAAAGAACUGCCAGUAUCUCUGACCUCAGACAUCCUUGUCUGUUAUCAACUUAUGUACAAAACUAUACAUGCCAUUCUUGCUCUGCAUUGGCUUCCAUUUAUGAGAAAAAACACAGUCAAGACCGGGAAAGUGAGCUUUAUUCUUUACGUCUUACUGGAGAACCUAAUUGGGAGCAAUGCAGAGAACUAGCUAUUGGUGCCGCCAUGAACUCGAGUUCCAAAGUGUCACAUCUGACAGUUAGCAAAAAUUGCCAAGCUAGUUUAUUUUCUGGUACUGGCAUUGAUAUACUUAAUUUAACAGCUGUUGCACAACCAGCCAAGUUUCAUGCAUUGUCUGGUUUCUUUUUUGUCUACAAUAAGCUAAAUUUGAGCCCAAGAACCAACUUAACAAUGGUUUGGGAAUCAGGCAAACAAAUAUGUUCAAAUUUAUGGUCUGGUUUGAGCAGUGUUUCUGAUAAUCCAGAUUAUGCUGGACUAUUUUGUUUCCAGGUGGCUUAUAUGGCAUCAUUGAUUGAUUAUGGUCUCUGUCUUGGGGAUGUUGAAAUGAUAUUUGGCCCAGGUGACAUUUCGUGGACUUUAGGAGCUGCAUUAAUUGAAGGGAAAUUUUUGUGGUUAAACAGUACAAGCUACGAAGCCCAUGCUAUUAUUUCAACUUUAAAGAAUGUCAAGGUCACGUCUUCUCCUACUGUUCUAUUUGCUGUACUCGUAUUACUUUCAUUGAUUGUUUAUUGUAGUCAAAUUAGGCUACCAAUGCCAAGUAGAAGGGAUUCUGCUCCUGGCUCAUCUUUGCCAUCUUAUACUCCUAUAAGACGUCGAUCUAACUAAUAAUAUUUCGGCAUUUUUGUGUCAGUCUUUGCAUAAUUCAUUUUUGAAGAAUGACAUAACAUUGGAAGUUUUAGAAAUCAAUGUUUAUUUACUUUGACUCACUCAAUUUUAAACCUGAUACUUUAAUAGGAGGAAACCAACUUUGUCCCCAAUGUUUUGGUACCAAUUGCACAAUAUUAAUGAAAAAUAGUUUAGGGAUUGUCAUGUAUUGGCAGUUUCAUUUUCAGUUCAUGUAACCUGAAAGUAUUUUAUGACCUAAAAGCCAUCCAAGUCAUAUUUGAGGAAUUCUGAAAUUAAGAAUAUGGCUUGAGAAGUCAAAAAUAUGUUCUCAAUAUGAAUAUUUGUCUAUGAUUCGGUGCUUGUACAAUCUUAACAUUUGAUAUUAAUGACUUACCUUGCCUGUAUAAAUUAUUGUUUGAACAUCAAAAUAGAAGAAAUAAGUAUAAUAUAAUUGUAGUAUAAAUAUACUUGCUAUAAACAUUCUAAAUUCCUUUAAUUGAUAUUUCUUUUGCCCAUUCCUCUUUUUUUUUUUAAUUUUUUUUUCUUGAUUUUUGGGUCACCUGGUGGAUCCGGGGACUGAGAUAGUGAAAGAUAGCUUUCACAGGCUGCUAACUCCUUUGGCCUCUAGACUGACCAGUUAAAGUUUUUUCCAUAAGCAAAGAGAAAUUUUAAAUAAAACAGUAGCAUUGAUAACAUAAGAUCUGCUAUAUGAGUACAGGGAAUAAACGCACCCAAGAAUUAUGAGGUGCGUACAUGUUCUUGUUCACUACCAUCAUAUAUUACCAAAGACAAAUCCCACCCCUACAUGAACUGACUAGUUAGAGUUAACCUUAAAGCAAUGUUGUAUGGAAGAGAGAAAAACGAAGAAACUUAACACUUUGUAAUAUGUUGAUUGUAGUUGAAGACAUUUAGCUAUAAAUACAUGAUAUUUUUUGAAGGAAUGCUACUACGAGUCUUUUCUAAACACUUUCUUUUAUUUAGCAAAAUUCACAGGCAUGUCAUCAUUAAAUGAUGUAGGUCCCUCGCUUUAUUUGGUAGGUCACACUCCCAUGAACAUGUGUGUUGAAAAGAGCAUGCUAUUGAUGUCUCUCUUUUAUUGUAUUGCUUCUUGUUUGAUUUAGUACUUUUAUUUUAUAAUCAUAUCUACUUGAUUCUUUGCUGCAUUUGAUUCCAAUUUUCCUAGUUAGUGAAGUUCCCCUGGCCACACUCAUUUAUAUAUCUGCGGGAAGGAGUGUUGUGCCUCAUGGAGCAUUGAAUUAACCCCUGAAACCUGAUCUUACGAGGCAACAUAUUAUACUCAUCAAUGGCAAAUUUAGCGUUCCUUAUGGCUACUUGAAGUUUGGACCUUUUAUUUUUUUCUUCCUCCAAACCUAUCAUUAACAUUUAAUUCAACUAAGAAUAAGCUUUCACAAACUAGGACAAUAUACGAGAGACAUAAUUGAAGUGACUCAACUUGUAACUAACUAUGGUUAAUUAUGAUUAGUUAUGGUUACUUAGUUAAUUAUGGUUGGUUAGUUAUGGUUAGUUAACUAUCCCAGUAUCAGUUGCAAAAUAAGAUGCAUUAUUUAUUACUGAUACAUUUUUCAAUGUCAUGUCAUUCUUCAAAAAUGAAUUAUGCAAAGACUGACACAAAAAUGUCAAAAUAUUAUUAGUUAGAUCGACGUCUUACAAGAGUAUAAGAUGGCAAAGAUGAGGCAGGAGCAGAAUCCCUUCUACUUCGCAUUGGUAGCUUAAUUUGACUACAAUAAACAAUCCAUGAAAGUAAUACGAGUACAGCAAAUUGUACAAGAGAAGACGUUACCUUGACAAUCUUUAAAGUUGAAAUAAUUACACGGGCUUCGUAGCUUGUACUGCUUAACCAUAAAAAUUUCCCUUCAAUUAAUGCAGCUGCUAAAGUCCACCAAAUGUCACCUGGUCCAAAUACCAUAUCAACAUCCAUAAGACACAGACCAUAAUCAAUCAAUGAUGCCAUAUAAGCCACCUGGAAACAAAAUUGUCCAGCAUAAUCUGGAUUAUUAGAAUCACUGCUCAAACCAGACCAUAAAUUUAAAUAGAUUUAAUUAAUUUAGCUUACUGUAGACCAAAAAGAAACCAGACAAUGCAUGAAACUUGGUUGGUUGUGCAACAACUGAUAAAUUAACUAUAUCAAUGCCUGCAAGGUAAGUAAUGAAACACAGUAAGUUCCUAUCAACACAUAAUAGAAACAAAACUUUUAACCACCCUUCUUCCAUGUUAUCAGGGAGCUAUGGUUGUGAAUUAUCAACACUUACAUAGAGAAAAGGUGGACUGUAUGAAAACCUUAGUCAUCAAAAGUGAUAUAGUUUCAGACAA